AUGUCAGUCAAGAGCGGUACAACUGCUCGACAAUGGUCCGUCAUGGGCCAGGAUGGGAUCGAAUCCCUGAUAUAUGGCGAAGUCCCAGUACCAGCGUUACGCGAGCACGAGGUUCUUGUUCAGAUCCGCGGUGCCUCUCUCAAUCCCCGUGAUGUGAUGAUCAGUCGCGGAAACUACCCCUGGACCGUCAAGCCGGGCGUUGUGCCUGGAUCGGAUGGCGCGGGCGUUGUCAUAUCCGUCGGCAAGAACGUGACUCGGUUCCAGCCAGGAGAUCGAGUGAUUACCAUGCUCAAUCAAAAGCACAUCACCGGCUCUUUGAACGCGGAAAUCGCGCAGUAUGGCACGGGUGCCUCGGUUGACGGUGUCUUUCGUUCAGCUGGCGCCUUCGACGAGCAAGCACUGGUUGUGAUGCCGGAUGGCUUAAGCUUUGUUCAAGCUGCCACGCUGAGCUGUGCGGGGCUGACGGCUUGGAAUGCGCUGUUUGGGCUGCCUGGGAAGCAGGUUACGGCGGGACAAUGGGUUCUAGUUCAAGGCACAGGCGGCGUCAGCCUUUUUGCGCUCCAAUUUGCGAGAUCCAUUGGUGCCAGGAUCAUCGCGACCACCAGCUCUCCCGAUAAAGUCGAAUUCCUCCGCGAGCUCGGCGCCGAUCAUGUCAUCAACUACCAAACAACCCCAAAGUGGGGAGCCUUGGCUAAAGAACUGACAGGUGGUUGCGGAGUGGACCUCGUCGUUGACAUCGCCGGCCCCACCACCUUGAGGGAAAGCGCAACUUGCGUCAAGCUGGACGGGACAAUCGCGGUGGUCGGCAUCGCUGGUGGCAGGCCGGAAGGGCAAGAGAUGCCCACUUUGCUCGAGGCCUGGAUGAAUCUGUAUACUGCGCGUGGGGUUUGGGUUGGGAGUCGGGUGCAGAUGGAGGAAAUGUGCCGUUGGAUCCACGCACACCCUGACUUCCGGCCUGUUCUCGAUUCCAAGGCCUUCACGCUUAGCCAGCUAAAGGAGGCCUACGAGUAUGUGGCUUCCGGGAAGAGUCUGGGGAAAGUGUAUGUGGAGAUUGACUGA
Messenger RNA from Aspergillus aculeatinus CBS 121060, 1059 nucleotides. RefSeq names its product zinc-dependent alcohol dehydrogenase family protein. Gene Ontology annotation, molecular function: oxidoreductase activity. NCBI's taxonomy places the organism in Eukaryota, Fungi, Ascomycota, Eurotiomycetes, Eurotiales, Aspergillaceae. The record is from RefSeq and is a predicted model, not a curated record. Bases 1 to 1059 code for a protein of 352 amino acids. The transcript has 5 exons.